CUCUGCCCUCGAGACGCGCGCUGAGCUCUGGCCUGUGAGAAAGGAAAGGCUGCAACUAACCUGCUUCCAUAGAUUGACCCAGCUUGGUCGAGCAAUCACGACAAAGCCGCGCGCCGAAGGCCUGCCGCUUUUGAUAAGUCUCCAGGAUCGCGCGCAGCUUGCGCUAACGAAUCGAACAGCAAACAACGCUGGAAGAUCAACUAUUCUAACUUUACAGCCAUGGAUCAGUCCCUCAUUAAGCUCGUAAACAGGCUGCAAGAUGCCUUCAAUACAGUCGGCAUCCAGAACCCAAUCGACUUGCCACAGAUCACAGUCCUUGGCAGUCAAUCGUCAGGCAAGAGUUCCGUCUUGGAGAACAUUGUCGGACGAGACUUCUUGCCGCGAGGAACAGGUAUCGUCACUAGGCGCCCUCUCGUGCUGCAGCUGAUCAACCGACCAGCAGGUGGGGUUGAGGCCAAGCCAAAUGGAGCCGCAGAGACUCUCACCCCGGCAAGUCGUCCUGGCGAGACGAACCCAGACGAAUGGGGCGAGUUCCUGCAUCUGCCUGGCGAAAAAUUCUUUGAUUUUGAGAAGAUUCGGGAGGAGAUCGUCAGGGACACCGAGCUCAAGACGGGGAAAGGCGUCGGUAUCAGCCCUCAACCGAUCAACCUACGCAUUUACAGUCCCAAUGUCCUCACGCUCACACUCGUCGACUUGCCUGGUCUCACAAAGGUGCCUGUCGGAGAUCAGCCGAAGGAUAUCGAAAGGCAGAUAAGGGAUAUGGUCAUGAAGUACAUUUCCCGUCCCAAUGCUGUCAUUCUUGCUGUUACUGCCGCCAAUACUGACUUGGCCAACUCUGACGGGCUCAAGCUUGCACGAGAGGUGGACCCUGAGGGCCUUCGGACCAUCGGCGUUUUGACUAAGGUAGAUCUGAUGGACCAGGGAACGGAUGUCAUCGACAUUCUCUCAGGGCGCGUCAUUCAUCUACGCUUGGGCUAUGUUCCGGUCGUCAACCGAGGUCAGAGGGAUAUUGACUCGAAAAAGAAAGUGUCCGCGGCGCUGGAGGCCGAGAAGGAGUUCUUCCAGUCGCAUCCAAGCUACCGGCCGAAGGCGCAGUACUGCGGCACACCUUAUCUCGCUCGUCGGCUCAACACGAUCCUCAUGCACCACAUCCGCAACACGCUGCCGGACAUCAAGCAAAAGAUCGGCGCGCAGCUUACCAAGUUCCAGACGGAGCUGCAGGGUCUUGGCGGUCCGCUUGGAGAACAGAAUUCGAACAACGUUAUCCUGACCAUCAUCACCGAGUUCUGCAAUGAAUUCAGGUCAGUCAUCGACGGCAACAGCAACGAUCUCAGCGUCAAUGAGCUGGCUGGUGGCGCGAGGAUUAGCUUCGUCUUCCACGAGCUGUUCAACAAUGGCGUCAGGAGUGUUGAUCCUUUCGACCAGGUUAAGGACUCGGACAUUCGCACCAUCCUGUACAACUCCUCUGGUUCGUCCCCCGCGCUCUUUGUUGGGACCACCGCCUUCGAGGUGAUCGUCAAGCAGCAGAUUAAACGCCUGGAGGAGCCGAGUCUCAAGUGCGCGCAGCUGGUCUACGACGAGCUCGUGCGCAUCCUGUCGCAGCUGCUCGCGAAGAACCAGUCGUUCCGCCGCUUCCCGCAGCUUCGAGAGAAAUUCAACACGGUCGUCAUCGCGUUCUUCAAGUCGUGCAUGCAGCCGACGACGAAGCUGGUGUCGGAUCUGAUCAACGCCGAGUCAUCAUACCUCAACGUCGCCCACCCCGACUUCAUCUCGGGCCAAAAGGCCCUGGCGAUCGUCAAUGAAAGGUACAACCCGACCGCACCGGCACCGGCGCCCGCCGAUCCGAAGAAGGGCGGCGCGCCUGCCGUGCCGACGCAUCCGCACGCCGCCGAGUAUGAGAAGGAGCACAACCAGGGCUUCUUUGGCAGUUUCUUUGCACGCGGACAGCAGAACAAGGCGAAGCUUGCCGCGAUGGAGCCGCCGCCCUCUUCGCUGAAGGCUCAGGGCACGCUGAGCCAGCGCGAGCAGUCGGAGCUGGACGUGAUCAAGCUGCUGGUUACGUCGUACUUCAAGGUUGUGCAGAAGACAGUGUGCGACCUGGUCCCCAAGGCGAUCGUGUACGAGCUUGUGAACAAGUCAAAGAGCAACAUGCAGGCAGUAUUAUUGCAGGAGCUCUACGCCUCUGCCGCUGUUGAGGAGUUGAUGCGGGAGAGCGACCAUGUUAAGAUGAGGAGGAGCGAGUGUCUCAAGAUGAUCGGAGCCCUGGAGAAGGCGUCGGAAAUCAUUGCGACUGUCUGAAAACGCCCAGAGGAGAGGAAGAGGAGACAUUGGGGCACAUCCCCGCUCUCGCACGUGCGUAUCGGCUCGAC
Tilletiaria anomala UBC 951 is the source of this 2369-nucleotide messenger RNA. Its product is annotated as putative VPS1-member of the dynamin family of GTPase. The record is from RefSeq and is a predicted model, not a curated record. The transcript has 7 exons. Gene Ontology annotation, biological process: peroxisome organization. Gene Ontology annotation, cellular component: microtubule; membrane; cytoplasm. Bases 220 to 2298 code for a protein of 692 amino acids. Lineage: Eukaryota; Fungi; Basidiomycota; Exobasidiomycetes; Georgefischeriales; Tilletiariaceae. Gene Ontology annotation, molecular function: GTPase activity; GTP binding; microtubule binding.